CAACUGUUACUGAUUAGGUUCUAUUGGAAGAUAAAGAAUCUAAUUGGCAUGCUAUGAGAGAGUGUAAAACUUUUUUCCACAAUCUCAAAAUAAAUUGAUUUUCUUAUGGAAAGUAUUCGGAGAAACAGUGUUCGAAAUUUUCUGAUUUGUUAACGUUGUAAAAAUUCUUUACACUGAAAUGACAGUUAAUCUGAAACAAGCAGUAAAAGUGUCUUUUUUUUAACCUUUUUUUUCCUUCAUACAUAUAGACAUGAAUGGUUGUUCGUUGGCAUCUUGCCUCAACUUUUACUGAUUGAUAGAAAUUUGGAUAUUUUUUUACAAUUCUUUAUAGGGUUGGAUCAUGUGAAAUUGAGCCUUAAACACCUUUGUAGCUUCGUUCAUGUGGGGCUGUGGUUUUCUUCUGAUUCGCAGUUAGAAAACUAUACGCGAUUGGUACCAUUUACUGAGCAUAUGCUAAUUUGGGCAGUACCAUGUUCCUAAUUGUUAAAGAUGUAUUGUAUGUUUUUCUCUAAAGGGCUGAGCUUUUGGAAAAAGUUGGUUCAUGAAUACUUAUUGGAGCAAUUAUGACCCAAGGGUGUAGGAAGAACUAGACCACCCCUUACCAAGAAGCUACUGAUGUCCUUCUUCAUUCUUGGAUUGACCGGGGUAUUUGGCAACCAGCUUUUGUUUCUUAUUGGUUUAAGUUAUACUAAUCCAACUUAUGCUGCUGCUGUACAGCCAACUAUUCCAGUCUUCACAUUUUUGUUUACUUUGAUGAUGGGAAUAGAAAAACUGAACUUGCUCACAUAUGAAGGUUGGGCAAAGGCUGGAGGAACUCUUUUAUGUGUUUCAGGAGCCAUAUUUAUGGUUUUUUAUCGUGGUCCAGCUGUGAUAGGGGGUAACGAAAUGAACCAAGUUACACAAAUUAAACCAAGUGGCAGAGGCCAGCCAGAGCCUUCAGUAUGGUUAAUCAACAGUUAUCUUGAUAUUGGAUUAGAUAACUUUCAGCUUGGGGUUGUGUUCUUGAUAGGGAACUGCAUAUGCAUGGCUGCUUAUCUAGCCCUUCAGGCACCAUUAUUGAAAAAGUAUCCAUCAAAUCUAUCUGUCACAGCAUAUUCAUUCGCCUUUGGAGUUGCACUGUUGGUGAUUGCAUCAUUUUUCAUGGUUAACGAGUCAACUGACUGGAUUUUGACACAAUCAGAGAUACUGGCUGUUGCAUAUGCUGGAACUAUUGCAUCUGCUCUUAACUACGGAAUCAUUUCAUGGAGCACUAAGAUCUUGGGGCCAGCUUUGGUUUCCCUUUACAAUCCUCUUCAACCUGCAUUUUCUGCCUUCCUUUCACAAAUUUUCCUUGGCACUCCAAUUUACCUGGGAAGCAUCCUAGGGGGAUCUUUGAUCAUUGCUGGUCUAUAUUUAGUUACUUGGGCAUCUUAUAGAGAAAGACAAGAAACUUAUGGAGUUACUCCUAAUGGCUCUUGGAUCUCUGAACCACUUCUUCAUGAAAAAAGUGAAUACCAGAAUGAUCACACUCAGGGUCCUCCAGCGUAAACAUCAAAGCCAAGCUCAUCAGAUUCGUUAUUCAAUAGCAAUGCGUUUUGAAAAGUUUUCUCAUGAUUCUUGAAUUUGUUUUUGAAAUCUGUUUAAAUGGUAUGCUUGUAUUUUAUAUUAUAAAUGUGAAAUGUUGUUUGAGGACAAACUGGGAAUGUGAAGUGUAUUAUGAUAUUUAUAUCUUCCCAAUUUUGAUAUCCUGUUAAAUUUAACUGUCAACAAUUCUGAGAUAA
This is a messenger RNA of Vigna angularis (adzuki bean), 1760 nucleotides long. RefSeq names its product WAT1-related protein At4g19185. Gene Ontology annotation, cellular component: plasma membrane. The record is from RefSeq and is a predicted model, not a curated record. Gene Ontology annotation, molecular function: transmembrane transporter activity. Lineage: Eukaryota; Viridiplantae; Streptophyta; Magnoliopsida; Fabales; Fabaceae. The transcript has 7 exons. Bases 616 to 1527 code for a protein of 303 amino acids.